Messenger RNA from Pleurotus ostreatus (oyster mushroom), 468 nucleotides. RefSeq lists its product as uncharacterized. The transcript has 2 exons. The record is from RefSeq and is a predicted model, not a curated record. Gene Ontology annotation, biological process: translation. Bases 1 to 468 code for a protein of 155 amino acids. Gene Ontology annotation, molecular function: RNA binding; structural constituent of ribosome. Gene Ontology annotation, cellular component: ribosome; mitochondrial large ribosomal subunit. Lineage: Eukaryota; Fungi; Basidiomycota; Agaricomycetes; Agaricales; Pleurotaceae.
AUGACUUCAAAUUUAUUCAGGCUAGCCAGCUCGGUGUGCAAUGUUGCGAGCAGGGCUAUGCACAUGCAGGCAGCCCAGCCGGGGAGUGUGACCUCGGCGCUGCAGCUCGUCAAAUCACAGCCCUCACAGUACGUCGUCGCGUCGCUGGCUGGGCGAAAAUACCUGCUUGCUCCCCGUGACGUCCUCACGGUGCCCCGGAUGCGGGAUGUAAAGGUCGGCGACGUCCUCACACUCAAUGAAGUCCACGAGCUCGGCUCGCGAGAGUACACUAUUCGUGGCAACCCAGUCAUACCGCCAUCUCGCGUUAAGGUCGAAGCCACCGUCAUCGAGCACACCAAGGGGAAGAUGGAGUACAUCUUCAAGAAGAAAAGAAGAAAGGGCUACCAAAAAACCAUUACACACAAGCAACCGUAUACGCGCAUACGAAUUGGGUCCAUUGACAUCCCGGCCGUCGAAGCAUCUUCAUAG